Messenger RNA from Acinonyx jubatus (cheetah), 1362 nucleotides. Its product is annotated as 60S ribosomal protein L12-like. Gene Ontology annotation, molecular function: structural constituent of ribosome; large ribosomal subunit rRNA binding. Gene Ontology annotation, cellular component: cytosolic large ribosomal subunit; ribosome. NCBI's taxonomy places the organism in Eukaryota, Metazoa, Chordata, Mammalia, Carnivora, Felidae. Gene Ontology annotation, biological process: translation. Bases 234 to 731 code for a protein of 165 amino acids. The record is from RefSeq and is a predicted model, not a curated record. The transcript has a single exon.
UAACCGACAAAGCCACCCAGGCACCCCUAGAUUUCUCUUUACUCCUUAAUAGUCAAUCCCCAUUAGAGUUAGUAAUUUUUUUAUAGUAAGCUUUCCUUUCCAUUCUUCCCUGGUACUAUCUUAGUUUCAGAAACAAAGAAAAGCACUUUUGACUUUUGGCUCAGAGGAGGUGAGGGUGCAACAGUCUUUGCUUGUCCUGAAUCUAGGUGUAUCCUACACCAGUGGCCUCCACCAUGCCACCUAAGUUCGACCCCAGUGAAAUCAAAGUUGUAUACCUGAGGUGCACCGAUGGCGAAGUGGGUGCCACAUCUGUCCUGGCCCCAAAGAUUGUCCCAUUGCAUCUGUCUCCAAAAAAGAUUGGUGAUGAUAUCACCAAAGCAACUGGUGAUUGGCAGGGUCUGAGGAUUACAGUGAAACUGAUCAUUCGGAACAGACAGCUCCAGAUUGAAGUGGUAUCUCCUGCUUCUGCCCUGAUUAUCAAAGUCCUCAAGGAACUUCCAAGAGACAGAAAGAAGCAGAAAAACAUUAAACACAGUGGAAAUAUCACUUUUGAUGAGAUUGUCAACAUUGCCUGGCAGAUGCAGAACCGAUUUUUAGCCAGAGGACUCUCUGGAAACAUUAAAGAGAUUCUGGGGAUCACCCAGUCUGUGGGCUAUAAUGUUGAUGUCUGCCACCCUCAUGACAUCAUAGAUGACAUCAAUAGUGGUUCAGUGGAAUGCCUAGCUAGUUAAGAACUACAAAGGAGAAUAUUUCAAUACAGGAUCAUUGGACAGCAACAAAACAAGAAAAAAAGGAAAUAAAAGCAAGAAAAAAAUCCAAGAUUUCAUUAUAUUUUCAAAACUUUGAGUCUCACUCAUUUAAUCCCUAGUUCCCAAGGAGAUGGUAGUCAUAUGGACAGUAAGGGGAGUGCAUUAACAACGAAGGGACAGCCAUGGUGGAGAGAAAGGCUGAUCCACAUGAGGACUUUGAGAGUCCUGGUAUAUCAGGGCAGGCCUUAAGGAGUGUUGUUUACUUGAGUAAAUUGAUGGAGAGGAUAUUGAUACUAAGGUUGGACCCUAGAACACUAGUGUAUUCGUUUGUUAGGGCUGCCAUGACAAAGUGCCAUAGACUGGGUCUGGAGGCUAGACAUCUGAAAUCAAGGUGUAGCUACGGUGGAUUCAGUUGGUAUUAAUAAUGUGUGUCCUCCCAAAUGUAUAUGUUGAAGUCCUAACCCCUAGUACCUCAAAAUAUGACCUUAUUUGGAUAUAGAAUCUUUAUAGAGGUGACUAUAUUUGGAGACGGGGUCUUUAACAGAAGUAAUUAAGGUGAAAGGAAGUCAUAAGAGUGGGGCCCUGAUCCAAUAGGAUUAGUGUCCUUAUAAGA